This is a messenger RNA of Pyricularia grisea, 882 nucleotides long. RefSeq lists its product as uncharacterized. The record is from RefSeq and is a predicted model, not a curated record. NCBI's taxonomy places the organism in Eukaryota, Fungi, Ascomycota, Sordariomycetes, Magnaporthales, Pyriculariaceae. The coding region runs from base 1 to 882 and encodes 293 amino acids. Gene Ontology annotation, molecular function: oxidoreductase activity, acting on single donors with incorporation of molecular oxygen; ferrous iron binding; zinc ion binding. The transcript has a single exon.
AUGUCCCGCCGCGCAACCAGAGGCGCCAUCAUCGCCCUCUCCCACGGCGGCGGGCCGCUCCCGCUCCUGGGCGACCCUCACUCCGCCGCCAUGGCGGCCUCGCUGCGGACGCGGGUCCCGUCCAUCCUGAAGCUCAACUCGCCGGACCCCGCAGAGCGGCCAAAGGCCAUCAUCCUCGUGACGGCCCACUGGAUCGCCAAGUCGCCGCGCUCCUUCCCCGAGGUCACCUCUGGGGCGCGCCCGGAGCUCAUCUACGACUACUACGGCUUCCCGCCCGAGAGCUACAAGUUCAAGUACCCGGCGCCGGGGAGCCCCGAGCUGGCCGCGAAGCUUGCAGCCGUCGCCGCCGACCACGGCCUGUCGCCGCGCCUGCACGAGGACCGCGGGUGGGACCACGGCGUGUUCGUGCCGCUGCUGCUGGCGUGGCCCGGGGCCGACGUGCCGGUGCUGCAGGUGUCGGUGCUCGGGGGCGACGACGCGCGCGCCCACUUCCGCCUCGGCCGCGCGCUGGGCGAACUGCAGCGUCGCGAGGCCGAGGCCGGCAACGGCCCCAUCGCCAUUGUCGGCUCCGGGUUUGCUUCUUUCCACAACCAGCGCCUCAUGUUCUCGGGCAACACCACCGGGUCUGAAGCCUUCAUGUCUGGCCACAAGGCCUGGAACGCCGCCGUCACCGACGCCGCCACCACCAAGGACGUCCAGGCCAGGGAGGACAAGUUCGCCGCCUGGAGGAGCUUCCCCGACGCCUUUGUCAGCCAUCCACCUCGUGGGGCGGAGCACUUCAUGCCGCUGGCCGUUUGUGCUGGAGCUGCUGGAGAAGAGGAAGCAAAAUUCUACAUUGACGACUGUAUGGGAUUGGACAUCUAUUCGUAUUAUUGGGACUGA